UAUCGGACAAAGGGGUCGUGGAGUGAGGAUAAAGAUCAGUAGUUUUACUUUUUCUUUCGGUUUUAUUUUGGCCUUUAUUGAACGAGUAGUCUAAGUAGCCAGUCUGACUGCUCACACAGUUGUUCGUAUGUUUGAUAAACGUUUAACAUAAACGAUGUGGCCGAUGUGGUCACUGAACCACUGUAAAUAAAGUUUGAGCGAUUUUAAAUCAGUCAGCUGCUUCGAUCACAACAAACAUGGCGUCGGGAGGCGGCUAACUGACAAGAAGCGAUGGAGAUUGAACCUCUAAAGCCGUUUUAAUUGAGAGGUUUAUUUUACUUAAUAACAUAUAACAUUUGCUCGCCCCGAUCUCAAGAUGGAGUCCUCCCCGUUUCCAGAGGAGGUUUCGGAGAGGAAAGUGUGUGUUGUCGGGUCGGAGCUGGUGGAAAACUACACUGUCUACAUCAUCGAGGUGACGGAUGGAGAGCACAGAUGGACUGUGAUGCAUCGCUACAGUGACUUCCACGACCUCCACGAGAAGCUGACGGCAGAGAAGAAGGUGGACCGACGGCUGCUUCCUCCAAAGAAGAUGUUGGGGAAGAACUCGAAGAGUCUGGUGGAGCGGCGGCAGAAGGAGCUGGAGCUCUACCUGCAGACGCUGCUGCUGCAGUUCCCACAGGCCACGCCCACUCCGCUUGCCUGCUUUCUGCACUUUCACCUCUACGAGAUCAAUGGCAUCACAGCAGCACUGGCUGAGGAGUUGUUCCAUAAAGGUGAGCAGUUGCUGCAGGCUGGCGAGGUGUUUUCUCUUCGUCCUCUGCAGCUUUACUCCGUCUCCCAGCAGCUACGUCUGGCCAAACCAACCUGCUGUAACGGAGACGCCAAGACCGACCUGGGACACAUCCUCGACUUCACCUGCAGACUGCGAUACCUCAAGAUUUGUGGUACCAGAGGUCCAGUAGGAACCAGUAACAUCCAAGAGAGCAGUCUCCCAUUCGACCUGUCUGUUUUCAAAUCACUGCUGCAGAUAGAGAUCAGUGAGUGCAGCUCUCAGCAGAUUCAAGGUCUGCCGUCUCUGAGGUCGAGUCUGGCAACUCUGAGUAUCCACCACUCCACGGAAUCUAUGAUGUCGAUCCUGGUCCCAGAGGCCAGCGAGUUCUCACAGUGGGAGGCUGAGGGGGCGGAGUCUGGCUGUCCUGUCACCGCUGUCAUCCCCGUGUGGAAAAACCUGACCACGCUGGACAUGAGCCACAACUGCAUCAGCACCAUUGACAGCUCAGUGAAACUGAUUCCUAAGGUGGAGUUUCUGGAUCUGAGCUACAACCAGCUGUCCAUAGUGGAAAACCUCCAGCACCUGUACAAUCUGGUCCAUGUGGAUCUGGCCUAUAACAGCCUGCGGGUCCUGGAAGCUGCUCACACCCGUCUGGGCAACAUCAAAACCCUGAGCCUGGCCGGCAACCAGCUGGACAGAUUGACUGGCCUCACCAAGCUCUACUCUCUCGUCAACCUGGACCUUAGCCACAACCAGCUGGCCCAGUUGGAGGAGAUCAGGAACAUCGGCUCUCUGCCCUGUCUGGAGAAACUCAACCUGUCCAGUAACCCCAUGUGCAUCAUCCCAGACUACAGAACCAAAGUCCUGGCCCAGUUUGGAGACCGCGCAGCAGAGGUUUGUCUGGACUGUCAAGUGACAACAGAGAAGGAGCUGGACACAGUGGAAGUGUUGAAAGCCAUUCAGAAAGCCAAAGAAGUGAAAGACAGGAUGAGCAGCGGCGACAAGAAGAUCAGUGAGGAGACCAGGCCUUCUGCUGCUGCACCUCCUUACCUCUCCUCCUCCUCUCCCCCCUCCUCCUCCUCCUGCUGCUCCUCUGCUGUUGCUCCUCCUGCUGUCACCUCCUCCUCCUCUUCCUCCUCUUCCUCUUCGGCCCAGCAGCCUGCCUGCCCCAGCCAAGAAGUGACGAGCAGAGAGGAAGCUGCCGUUCCCCCCAAUGUUUUCCCUCCUGUGGACGCUGCACCUCCCCCCGCAAGCUUUAACCCCAGUACACAACUCCUUUCUGCUGACCCCGCCCAGGUACAACAACCUACUGUCAAUCUGUCUGAAAACGCACACUGUGGAGCUUCUACAAGUAUUACUACUACUACUACUACUACUACAACUCCUACUAUUACUGUCUGUUGUGUCUGCUCCUCUUCCUCCUCCAGACCAGUUGAAACCACUUGCUUCUCCUGCAUCACAGCCUGCUGUCCUCUACUUCCUACUCACCUGCUCUCCCUCUCCUCCUCCAACAAAGAUUUCAUUACCCAGCUCUCCCAUUGUCUCAGCUCCACCCUGAAGGAGCAGAAGAGGAAGGAGGAGGAGGAGGAAGAGAUGGAGGAGGAGAGGGAGGAAGAGAAGAGGUCUGAAUCCAGAGAAGUUCAGUCCCAUGUGGAAGGAACCGAGAUGGGAAGUCCCAGUCCAGGCACCAGGGACGGAUACUUUGAGAUGGGUCUGGAUGACUCUGUUGAGGAAUCGGUCUGCUCGUCCUCCACGUCACUCUCUGUUCCUCCUGCAGAAGAGCCUGAUGGCCACCGGGGGGAGCUGUGUGAAGACGAGGAGGAGGAGGUGCAGGUCAGCAGGGUUCUGUGGUGCUACUGUCUUCAGGUGAAGGAGGAGGUGGAGCAGAAGGAGGCAUGUCUGGUGCUGACAGACUGGCUGUUGGGCCUGCUGUACUUAUCAGAUGAUUUCACGUGGACCAGUCAGGACAUAGACCAGGAGCAGAGUCCGCCUGUGGAGGAGGUGCUGUCCAGCCUGCAGGUGGACCUCCUGCUGCCAUACUCCCAGCUCAUGCUCUCCUCCCGAGCCGAGCUCCCUGACUCCUGCCUCGCCUUCGGCCUCCAAGCCGGUCCGACCCGCUGGUACAUCUUCUCCGAGGCCAAGGAGCUCCAGCAGACCAGGACGGAGCUGACAGUGCUGAUCCAGGCAGCAGGGUCUCAGACUGACCUGGAGCCCUCCAACCCUCCGCAGCUCCUCCCACGCUCACUCAUCAACUCCUGGGAGCUGGAGGAGAGUCAGGGAGCCCAGGGAGGCUAUCCUGCCCACCUCCUCCCCUCCUCCCCAUCCUCUGGCCCGGACACCCACCCCCUCCUGUCAGACAUCUUAUCCAAGAAAGAGGAGCCCAGCCUCCCUUCUCUCCUCUUUCUCACCCACCGACACCUCUGGGUGCUGAAGAUGGACUUUAGUGAGCUGGCAGAAAGAGACAGGAGGAGCCCUGACCUUCAUCACUCCUCCUCGUCCUCUUCCUCUUCCUCCUCUUCCUGGUGCAAACUGGUCCGUGUGCCCCUCGGCUCCGUGGUGCUUCACCCCAGAGAGAGAGCUUCCUGCCCUGACGCAAAACACGGCCACAGGAGGAGUCACACUAUGGAGCUGCUGCUGGGCGGUCAGAGGCUGCUGCUGCUUUUCCCUCUGGCCCAGGACAGAAGCUCCUUCCUGGGGGACUUGAGCCAGCGGAGAGCCUCUCUGGAAGGGCUGAAGAUGGUGGCCCUGCCCUGGCCCUGCACGCCCUGUCCACACCAAGGGCAACACACACAAGGCUGUUACAGAUCCAGAGACCAGUGCUGUUGUACCAGUACCAGGAAAUCACACAGCACUAGCAGCUGGGACUCCUCCCGUCUCCAGGUGGAGGAGAACCAGCCAUCCCCCCACCUCACCCCGGGUCUCUCCCCAGGACUGAAGCUCCUGGCUGGGCUCGGAGGACAGAAACUGCUGCCCUACUUCCGCAGAUAUAUAGCAGUGUCUGAGGUGGAGGAGGUGAGACAAGUCUUGUGGCUGUCUGUGGUUCUCUACAAGUCUCCAGAGACUGAGCUCACCUGCUGUCUGCUGCUCUCCACUGAUACAAUCUACUUCCUGUUGGAAGACUCCGCCUCCACACUCGGUCAUCACUCAGUGUUGGACAUAAUGGACUCUGGAGAUCCGGACGUCCGUCUGUGCUGCUGUCUGUCCAUCAGACUGUCUGAGCUGCUGUCUGUCAAUGUGGGACUGUUUGACCAGUACUUCCGAGUCGUAGGUCAUUCGGCCGAUCACAUCGUGAGCUGUCUCAGCAGGGACAGUUAUGGGACGAGCGUCUUCCUUCAGGAGCUGAUGUCAGCUCUCAGUCUGCAGCAGCAGCUUCCUCCUCCAGAGCCGUCAGAUCAGGACUUCUACUCCCAGUUCACCAGCACAAACACAGGUAAGAUGCAGAACUACGAGCUGGUCCACAGCAGCAGGGUGAAAUUUAUUUAUCCCAGUGAGGAGGAGAUGGGAGACCUGACCUUCAUCGUGGCAGAGAGGAAGACUCCGGCCUCCACAGCGUCCUCGUCCUCACGCUCUUUCAGUGUCCUGCUGUACCUGCUGGUCUUCCAGGUCCAGAUCCCCAGCAGUCUGCCCAGCCAAGGCUCUGCUCUCUCAGGCCAGUCCCCCUCUGUUUCUGGCUCCGCUUCCUCUCCUGUACUCCAGCCCAGAACUUUGAUCCUGACCAGCACCGACAUUUUCCUAUUGGAUGAGGACUACGUCAGCUAUCCUCUGCCUGACUUCGCCAAAGAACCUCCCUCCAGGGAGCGGUACCAGCUGCGUGAGGCUCGGAGGAUCCGGGACCUGGACCGGGUCCUUCUGGGGUACCAGACAUACCCUCAAGCACUGACCCUGGUGUUCGAUGACCUGCCUGGCCCCGACCUGCUCUGCCACCUCACCAUGGACCACUUCGCCGCCGGAGGGGAGGAGGCCCUGACCAGGGGGGGCGGAGCCAGCGGGGGCGCAGAGGGCGAGGUCCAGUGGUGCGUCUUUGUCCCGGGAGCCGACAGCAGAGAGAGGCUGAUAUCACUCCUCGCUCGCCAGUGGGAGGCGCUGUGCAGCCGGGAGCUUCCUGUGGAGCUCACUGGCUGAUUGGUUGACGGACAGAUGGAUAACUGUUCAGCACCAAGUUGGUCACUGGGAGCUGAUUGGCAGGCGGAGUCGUCGUAUGACCGGGAUAAUUUAUACACGGAUUCAGGGCUUUAUUGGCUGUUUAAAGACCUCAAUAUGCUUCAAACUAAGUAGUUUGUACAAAGCGUUGUCUGACCAAGUCUAAAGUCAAAGCAUUUUCUCGCUGCUCUGAAUGGUCACACUGGAAAGAAGCUUGUCAUCACAGAGAGCGGCGAGACGCGAUGAACGAUGCACACUUUCAGUCUCUCCUUGAAGGUAUUCGUGGUGUUGCACUCGGUUGUUCAUAUGAAAAGUGACAGAAGUAGUUGUGUGAAGAAUGAACAAAGCAAGCUUGAGAGAGAAGUUUAAAUCCCGUCUACUUACACACCUCCACCUGACCAAUCGUAUCAUAUCGCCGGCAUGAUAUUUGUUUUAUUUGAUCAGCUGUCUGUGGAGAUUACUCUCAGAAAGCACGCCAGAGAAAACAAACAGGGGUGUUGUAUCUAAAGUCUCUGCUUGGCACCCUUAUUUAAAUGAGGUCUUCACUUCAAGAAGACCAAUGCAGAGGCCUCAAUAUGCCUCAAAGGAAUUAGUUCAUAUGACGUGUUGUCCGACCACGACAAAAGUCAAAGUGGUUCUCCCCGUUUUGUAUGUCCACACUGGAAAGUGGGGUAAAAGGCCUGCUGUCAUAAGCUAGGUUUCCAUCCAAAUGUAGUGCAAAUUGUGACAGAAUUUUGAGAAAAUCUGCAAAAGAAAAUGUGAGUAAAUGCUUGUUUCCAUCCACUACGGUUAUGCGAUUAUUAGGAGUUGGUUCAUCGAGAUAAGCAGUAGGUGGCGCCAACUCUCCAGUCGAGUGCCAUUAUACCAUUGCAGAAGAAGAUGACUUAAUUAAAUGAACAGCAGUCAAACCUCAAAGGGUGAAAACACGAUGGAAAUAUGUUUUCUACAUAUACAUAAAAAUGCACAUGUCAAAUGCAAAAUGUCGAAGUGGGUGAUUGUUGGUUUCGGAAAUUUAAAAAAAUUGUCAGACACAGCCCCCAAUUCUGCUGUUGUUUCAGAAGCUGCUACACGAUCUGACAAGCACUUAGUUUGAAGCAUACUGGGGCCUUUAGUCCUACUUCUUACAGACUGGAAGGGAUGUGGCUCUGACUACACACAGUUUGGUGCCUGCCACAGGAAAAAAAUGAGUGUUUGUAGGACUCAAUAGACACCAGACUGCCAUUACAGACAGUAGGAGCAGCCUGGGACGUCACAGUGCAGAUUUACUGAUUCGUUGGAUGACUUGAUUGACAGACAGACAGACAGACAGACAGACAGACACAGACUGGUGUUGCACAGCAGGGGGCGCUCCAGACAGUCCACAGGAGUUCUACUAGACCUUAAAGGAACAGUUUGUCAUUUCUGGUAAAUCCUCUUGUUCUCUGUCCUCUCCAGAGUCGGAUUAGAAGAUGUAUAUCACUGUCAUCUCCGUGUUUUCAGUACAAAGAUAGGUCCAGGAUGUGUCAGCCUAGCUUAGCACAAAGACUGGAACCAGGGGGAAUGCUGCUAGCCUAGCUCCAUCAAAAUAGAAAAAAAUCCAUCUUCCUACAAUUUAAUUUAACUGUCUGAUUUAUUAUUAUUAUUGAGUUAUUUAUGUACAGUUGCUUUUAAAACAAAAAAUCACUUUUGUAUAUUUCCAUUUUUACAUUUGUGUUACAUUUGUCUGGCUCUGGGUGUGGAGACAAGAGGAUAUCCCAAAAUGUUACUGUUGUUUUAAGUAGAAAGCACACACACACACACACACACACACACACACACACACACACACACACACACACACUGCUGCUCGGCACAAUCUGCUCUCUGAACAUUUAAUUCCUUGCACAUUGUAAUUGAUGAAGCAGUAUUAUUGAACUGUAUAUUGUUAUUAAUAUUAAUAUAAUUGUUGCUUUGGUACAGAUGGAUGUUUUCCAUCCUGAAGCAGAUUUUGUACUAAACAUGAAGCUCCUGAUGAUAUUUCCAACAUGAACUCUGAAAUGUAAUAUUUAGUAUUAUCAUUGAGUAUUAUUUUUUAUAUUUUCGUUUUAUUUUAUUUUAUUGUAUGUUAUGUUUUUCGUACAUUAUUAUUAUUGACAAAUGGGAAGCCAGCCAGUGUUGGACCGCCCCACCCUUCACCACUGUUGUUUACGUUACAUGUUGUUGUGUCGUCAAAGGGGAAUGCCACUGAAUUAAAGUGAAAAUGAAAACUCCA
Siniperca chuatsi (mandarin fish) is the source of this 7121-nucleotide messenger RNA. It is a transcript of the gene nisch, whose product is annotated as nischarin. Bases 356 to 4873 code for a protein of 1505 amino acids. Gene Ontology annotation, molecular function: phosphatidylinositol binding; protein kinase binding. The transcript is spliced from 28 exons. The record is from RefSeq and is a predicted model, not a curated record. Lineage: Eukaryota; Metazoa; Chordata; Actinopteri; Centrarchiformes; Sinipercidae. Gene Ontology annotation, cellular component: cytoplasm.